ACCCUCGCCGGUAUCCCUUCGCUUCGCCUUCGUGACAACAAAACACAAAACCCUUCUUCUACCCCUUCCCACCGUUUUCUCCUUUCCCGCGAACAGCACCUGCCACCGAGCUCUCGAACACCCUAAUCCUCACGAUUACUUUUUAGCCGGAGGAGAUGAAUAAGCAGAAGUUUAAGAAUCCUACUCGAAUCAGAGGGGGAAAGAGGAAGUCUAGACCCAUCUCGAAUGGCGAUGUUUCUUUCUUCGAAUAUGACGCGAAGCGACGGCGCAAGGGAGAUGCGGCCUUCAAGGACAAAGAGGAAAUCGAGAGCUUACCUAGUGAUGAAUCUGAGGCUGAGGUUGCGGGUGGAGAGGAUCAAGGGGAGGAGCCUGAGGAGACUGCGGCAGAAACGAGAUUCCGGAUGGCAAGGGAGCAUCUUGAAAGGAUUAGAGCUGCGGCUAAGAAGCUUGAAGAAGAGGAGGGUGGAGGAGAGGGUGAUGAGAUGAAUAUGGAGGAGAGGGAAGGGAGGAGGGACUCGCUUGUCGCCGAGUUACUGCAGAAGGAUCAGUUGGAGGCAAGUGGCCGUAUUAGACGGUUGAUAGCUUCAAGGGUUUUGAAACCUGAACCUGAGGAUGGGUUCAAAGUGCUAGUGAAGCACCGGCUGUCUGUAACUGCAGUGGGUUUAGCUGAAGAUGAUAUUAGGGGGUUUUCAGCUUCUAAAGAUGGAACCAUUUUGCAUUGGGAUGUUGAAAGUGGAAAACAUGAGAAGUAUUUAUGGCCUAAUGAGGAUGUGCUGAUUUCACACCAUGCAAGAGCUCCUCAAAAGCCAACAUCGAAGAGAAGUAAGAAUGUCUUAACUUUGGCCGUCAGCUCAGAUGGCCGAUAUCUGGCUUCCGGAGGUUUAGAUCGGGAUAUACAUCUGUGGGAUACUCGCACACGUGAGCACAUUCAGGCAUUCCAUGGUCAUAGAGGGCCGGUAUCUUGUCUUACUUUCAGGCUGGGAACUCCACAACUUUUUUCUGGUUCCUUUGACCGAACAAUCAAGCUUUGGAAUGUAGAGGAUAGAACUCACAUGGACAAUCUUUUUGGUCAUCAAAGUGAAGUGUUGAAUAUUGAUUGUUUGCAUAAAGAGCGACUUCUAACAGUUAGCCGGGAUCGGACUAUGCGAUUGUGGAAGGUUCCGGAGGAAUCACAGUUAGUUUUCCGAGCACCUGCAUCAUCGCUUGAGUGUUGUUGCUUCAUCAAUGAUGGUGAAUUCUUGUCUGGAUCUGAUGAUGGGAGUAUAGAGCUUUGGAGCAUAUUGCGGAAGAAGCCUACUCAUAUUAUAAAAAAUGCACAUGCUCUGUCAGCAUUUCAUAAUGAGCACUCGCCUAUUGAUAAAAAUGAAGGCUUGCCUAAUGGAAAUCAUGCAGGCGGCAGCUCUACCUUAGCUCAAUCUUGGGUCAGCUCAGUUGCUGUGUGCAGAGGAACUGAUCUUGCUGCAUCUGGAGCUGCUAAUGGUGUUGUUCGUCUAUGGACCAUUGCAAGUGAUGAUAAAAGCAUCCAGCCUUUAUUUGCCUAUCCCUUGGUUGGAUUUGCCAAUUCACUUGCGUUCUCAAAAUCUGGCCGCUUUCUUCUAGCUGGGGUUGGACAGGAGCCCCGCUUGGGACGAUGGGGCCGAGUUCAUAACGCUCGAAACGGGGUUUCGGUUCAUCCCAUCCAGCUCUCUGAGGAGCAUUCUUGACUAUUCUAGAGCAAGACAAAGAAGCUCAAUUUUUGGUAGUGUAAGUGUUAUUUAUACACUUUCAUAUAAUCUCUAGGAGAUGUAUAUGAUUUUCUUCUCUUAUUUAAUACAUAAUAACAUUCAUUAACCUCUGCAACAAAUUAUACCCUUUAAUGGCAGAGUUGUAUCAUCCUA
Messenger RNA from Phalaenopsis equestris, 1877 nucleotides. Its product is annotated as U3 snoRNP-associated protein-like YAOH. Bases 156 to 1703 code for a protein of 515 amino acids. Gene Ontology annotation, cellular component: small-subunit processome. The transcript is spliced from 7 exons. Lineage: Eukaryota; Viridiplantae; Streptophyta; Magnoliopsida; Asparagales; Orchidaceae. Gene Ontology annotation, molecular function: protein binding; snoRNA binding. The record is from RefSeq and is a predicted model, not a curated record.